AUGCAUAUUCUAAAAACUGGUCAUUUGAAAGGAUUUGACUUUGUUCAUUUUAUGGAAUAUGAAGCCCAGGUGAAAGUCACAUCACAGCAACAUGUAAUAGAUGGACAACAGUGUGACUGUAAACUUCCAAAUUCUAAUCAAAGCCCAGAGGAACAUUUGGGAAGCAGAAAGGUGUUUACUGGGUGCUGUACAGAGGACAUGACUGCUGAUGAGCUGCGGCAGUUCUUUUGCCAGUACAGGGAAGUGGUAGAUGUCUUCAAUCCCAUGCUGUUCAGGGCUUUUGCCUUUGUUCCGUUUGCGGAUGAUCAGGUUGCCCAAUCUCUCUGUGAAGAGGACAUGACCAUUAAAGGAAUCAGCAUACAUAUAUCCAAGGCUGAACUGCUGUCUGGUAGCAACAGACAGCAGUGGAAGAUGUGGUGGCGAUCCAGGUGGCUUUGGGAGUCAGGGUGGAUUCGGUAG
Molecule: messenger RNA, 459 nt
Organism: Rangifer tarandus platyrhynchus (Svalbard reindeer)
Lineage: Eukaryota; Metazoa; Chordata; Mammalia; Artiodactyla; Cervidae
Source: the annotation of a GenBank genome assembly